Molecule: messenger RNA, 1201 nt
Organism: Cornus florida
Lineage: Eukaryota; Viridiplantae; Streptophyta; Magnoliopsida; Cornales; Cornaceae
Exons: 10
Coding region: 241-933 (230 amino acids)
Biological process (GO): protein neddylation; positive regulation of ubiquitin-protein transferase activity
Cellular component (GO): ubiquitin ligase complex
Molecular function (GO): cullin family protein binding; ubiquitin-like protein binding; ubiquitin conjugating enzyme binding
Source: RefSeq, a predicted model, not a curated record
UGGAAAAUCAAGAGUCGACUAACCAAAGGUAGUGCGAACUCGGACUCCUAUCGUAAGCAAGCAGCCCUCUGUAAACUCUCUUUUUUAUUCACAUUCCCCUUUGUUUCUCGCUCUAGAAAUUUACGCUUCGCAAAAGCUUUCGAGCGAAGAAGAAGAAGACGACGAUUGGUUCGGUCGGGUGUUUAUUCUCACCUAUUUUCUCUCUCUAAAGUGUCUCCUCUCUCUCCAGAGUUCUUCAAGAUGCCUCGCUCUUCAUCCAGGAAAGGCCAAGUCAAUUCGGCCGCGUCAAAUAAUUCCUCACCUAUCGAUCUAUUUCGCUCUGCAACAGGUAAAGCUGCAACCAAAGAGUUGGAAAGAAUCGAUCAGCUAUUUUAUUCAUAUGCAAAUAGUUCGUCUUGCAUGAUUGAUCCCGAAGGAAUUGAGUCUCUCUGUUCAGAUCUAGAAGUAGAUUAUACUGAUGUCAGGAUAUUGAUGUUUGCUUGGAAAAUGAAUGCCGAAAAACAAGGAUAUUUCACCCUGGAAGAGUGGAGAAAAGGCCUCAAAGCACUUCGAGCUGACACAAUAACCAAAUUAAAGAAGGCACUGCCGGAGCUGGAGAAAGAGGUCAAAAGGCCAUCAAAUUUUGAGGAUUUCUAUUCCUAUGCCUUCCGGUACUGCCUAACAGAGGAGAAGCAAAAGAGUAUAGACAUUGAGAGCAUCUGCGAAUUACUACAUCUUGUUCUAGGGUCUCAAUUCCCUACACAGGUUGACUCAUUUGUUAAUUAUUUAAGGACACAGAUUGAUUACAAGGUCAUAAACAUGGAUCAGUGGAUGGGUUUCUUUCGGUUUUGCAAUGAGAUAAAUUUCUCAGAUCUCCGUAAUUAUGAUGCUGAACUUGCUUGGCCUUUAAUUCUGGACAAUUUUGUUGAAUGGGUGAGAGCAAAGCAGCGGUAAACGCAGUAUGAUUUGUCCAAUUCGGUUAUCACACCUAAUAUUGAAGAAUGUGUUGAAACAAUAUGCGACAGGCCUGCCAACAAUCAUUCUUCAUUUAUUUUGAAACUCGCUUUUCUUUUAUAGCUCUUUUUUUUUUUUUUCUUCUUUACCUUAAUUAUGUCAAACUUCGCACUCUUGCUAUAAUUCAUCUCAUUGCCCCUUGGAAAUUACUGCAGUGUUAUGAAUAUGUUUGGUAAAGCCUCAAUACAUUUUAUUGCCAUUAUUCUUA